AUCGGCGGCAAGCUACGGCAUGGCCUCUAAAUUCCCCGAUUGGCUACUGAGUAAGCUCAGAAGAGAGAAGUGGGUUUCCCCCUUUCUCAACUUUAAACCAACUCCCGACAAGAUGGGAGCUUCGAAUCUGAGUCAUGGCCAUAGACGCUUGUAACAUAAGGGAUUGCAGCUUGACAUGUUGUGUCUGCAAUUGAUGAAGUUUGUGGCUCCAUUGAAUAGCUUCCUUUCUCUGCAUUGUUGCAGCGUCACGUUCUCACCAUGCCAAGACAAUAGGCAAAGACCGCCCGAUGACCAUGUCCAUUGGCUGGGCAAGACAUGGGUUGCUCAUCUCUUCUUAGCCUGGCCUCCGGCAACGUUCAACGUACCUAAAGACCUCAUUAUGUACCCUAGUGAUGGACACCUCCAAGGUAGAGAAGGUAAGGCGGAAGCCGCUCCCAUCAGCUCCACCUUCGCCAUCGCCAGAAUAUUCGGAUAUCUUCGAUGACUACUUUGACGAUCAAGUUCAAGAUGAGCUCCUGGCCGAACAGGCCAAGAAUGGGAGUCUGGUGACUCGGCCAUCUAUGCCUCCACGGCCCAAUACAGUGCCAUUGGACGCCGGCAGUUCCGCGCCGUCCGUGGCCCCGGCACCAACCACCACAACAAUGACUGGGGAUGGACCCAAGUCUAUGUGGAAGACGGCCCUCGAUGAGACCAUCCAUUUUGCCGGCGGGCUGAUAUCUCACCCGUUCGAAUCCACCAAACACUUCAGUAUUCUCCGGCAUUCAUCAGGGUUGGUAUUCUACCGCGGGCCCACAACCAGCAUCACCAUCACCAUCUUCGCCGACGCACCUCUGCCGGCUGAUCGUUCUCUUUGGCUGCAACGCAAGGGCUAUUCCGGCAACAUGGGGAUGAACGCCAGCGCACUACUAGGUACGACUACCAACUGGAUUGACGUGACACCUUCUUCCGAGGGACUUGUCCGCGACAUUCCCGAAUCUGAUGAACGCGCUUGGCAGCGGGACCUGAAGAAGUUCUCCAAGAAAACGGCCAAGCAUAAGACUAUGUCAAAACACGCCGCAAGGGAAACCUGUAUCAUCCGAAUUCCGGCAGCGGCCGAAGAUGGAUAUCUGCGCAUCGUCAUGUGUACUGGAGACCGUCGGAAGAAGGUGCUCUGUCCCAGCCCCGUCUUUCGCGUCGCCAGUACCUCGAGCGACGUGAGCAUCCUCCGCGGCGCAAGCCUCGCGACUCUGCCGCUAGAAACUGGGCUGAAAGCAGCCUCUGUCAUCGGGACCGCCAUGGCGAAUAAGUAUAUCGGCCCUGCGCGCGCCGUGGUUCAGGGUGGGCUAGGGAAGUGCACAGAAAAGUUUACGCCGGGUAUCGUCACCAAGCAUGUGGCCAAAAAUGCCGACCACAUUGCCUACGCCAAAUCUGGCUUGCAAGAUAAGUUUGAGGCCUUGGAACAACAUUUCGACAGCGCCAGGGACGUUUCAUACGACCCUCUCCCGGUCCAAGCCGCGUUCGAUUCCCCGCCUGAGGUUGUCGGGCACGAUUCCGGACCCGAGCUGCCGUUUCCGAUUCGGCUGGAUGGGAAGGUGGUGGAAAGCACUGGCCAGGGCCAAUUGCAGACCGGCAUCCCCACGGCGAACUUGUGUGGUGUUGACGACGACCUUCUCGCUCGCCUCAAGGGGAUAUACAUGGGGUGGGCCAGCGUAGAGCCCAGAAAGGGCCUCGAGGACAUUCCUCAUGACUGGCACGAGGCAAUCAUCAUUAUUGCCCCGUCACCUCACGCCGCGCGUCGAGUAGUCUCCAAGAACGUCGCCGCCGUUCACAUUAUUCACGACUUUGGCCCCGCGAAAUUCUUCGACGCCAAACUCAAGGUAGUGGCCAUGGCAUGUCUCUGCCGAGUGCCAGAAGUCAACCCGACCCGACCGUUGGACGACCUAGCCGAAGCGGUCAGGAGGAACGUUAACAUCACGCUAGCUAGUCUGAGCCGCGAGCACUGGGAGCCAGAGAUGACCAUCUAUCGAUUGAAGACGGAGAAGAGCAGUCACUCGUUGGCGGAUAAGUACGUUGAAGCACGAACGCAGCUUCAGAAACGGGUUGAUAGUGUACCGCUGCAUUUGGCAGGUGUGAGGACAGCCGGAAUGGAGAAGAUGGACAAGAUACACGGGAAUGGAGGUCUUUGGAUACGUCGUUGAGAUCUUGUUCGCGUUAGUGCCAGUAGCAGGUGCAUAAUGGUUUCCUGUCUGUAAUGUAGAGCAUAAUUUAUAGACUACUCUGUAAGCAUUGAUAUGUACACUAAUCUAGAUGAAAACAACGGAACGUAGGGGUUGCUGGCACAUAUAUGUACACUAUAAGGCACUAGCGCGAAGGCUUUCCCAACAUAUGGGUCUGACCCACUCGUCAAACAAAAUGUUCCAAAUUUGCCCAAGUAGCUCGAUACACUAUCGGUGAUCUAAUUGGUGCUUUUACUAUUACGCCCAGCUGGACGAC
Messenger RNA from Pseudomassariella vexata, 2472 nucleotides. RefSeq lists its product as uncharacterized. The record is from RefSeq and is a predicted model, not a curated record. Gene Ontology annotation, cellular component: mitochondrion. Bases 393 to 2177 code for a protein of 594 amino acids. Gene Ontology annotation, biological process: FMN biosynthetic process; riboflavin biosynthetic process. NCBI's taxonomy places the organism in Eukaryota, Fungi, Ascomycota, Sordariomycetes, Amphisphaeriales, Pseudomassariaceae. Gene Ontology annotation, molecular function: riboflavin kinase activity. The transcript has a single exon.